AUGUUAGAUGAACUACCGCAUCGAGUUAAUUGGAAAGACAGUAAUACUACUAUUGAGAGUGGUUUAACAAGUCUUACGACUGGUUUUCAUGAAACGCACAAGGAAAGAUUUGGAGAUUGUGUUGGAAGUUGGACGAACCUAGAAGAUUGCAGACUGCUUGAUCAUGUCUCUCGAUUGGGUGAAAAUCGUUGGAAUCUUAUUGGAAAAAAACUUGGCAAGUCAGCUUUUCAAUGCUCAGAAAGAUAUUUGAAGCAUUUACGUCCUCAAAUGUUAGGAUCCAGUAAAACCUAUACAACUCUAAUACAACAUAGAGCUAUACCACAAACAAUUCUCACUUCAGAUCAAAAUUCAACAUGGACAAAAGAUGAAGACUCAACUCUCCUCCAGUUGUAUUUAACAUAUGGAUCCAAUUGGGAGUUAAUAGCUAAUCGCCUAACCACUAGUGGUAGUUCGCAUAAAAAGCGAACUGCUGUAGAUGUAAGACAACGAUAUGAAAAAGUUGUUCUCCAAUAUUGGCCCAAUUCUGAUCAAGAAAAUCGUCCACUCUCUAGUUUGCUGUUUCGUAAUUCGCUAUUAUCCUGUAAGAACAAUCCUCGACCUACCUAUCUAAUCCCAUUAUCUUCAUUAAAGUCGAAUUACGAUUCUACAACAAAUGGAAAUUGGAAAAUUCGUCUGACCCAACCUAUUCAUCAUCAUGAUUCAGGUUUUAGUGAAUCUGGUUUGUCGAACAGUGUCCAGUCUGGUGGAAGUAAUUCUCAGCAAUCUCUGAGGUAUUCGGUUGUGACGACUUCCAUCAGUUCCCACAAUUCUUUAUUAUCUACAUCGACUCCAGUGGAUUUAAUUAAAAAUGGUCCAUUAUUAUCUAGUCCUGAUAAAUCUCAAUUCAGUCUACCAUCAUCAUCAUCAUUAUUUAUUAAAUCAAAUUCACCUAAAUUACUUGAAUCUAGUAUAAAUGACGAUCUCACUAAUUCUCCUACUUCUUCGUUUUCAUUUAAUUUUUAUAAUAAUCAUAAUAAUAAUAAUAAUUGUUCAUCAAAAACAACCUCUCCAUUAAAAUCAAUUCAUCAGACAACAAAUGGAUCAUUAAGUGUUCUAAUAACUGAUGAUAACAACAGUAAUAAUACUAAUAAUAAUCAUUUUGUUAUACAAACACCUACAAAAGCAUUAAGUGAAGCUGAUCAAUUAUCAUUUCAUUUAACUAGUCCACCAGCUGUUUUAGGUUCUGCUGGUCGUUAUCCUGUUACUAAUUUAAAUCAUAAAACAACAGAUUUAGAUAAAACUCCAAUUGGUUCAAGAAUUCCACGUUGUUCACAGAUAAGAGGAGAUGGUGCACCGUUACGCCGACCACUCUGUACCAGGUUGUUUGAUAAUAUUCCAAAUAAUACUUCUCUUCCUUCAACGUCACUUUCUUCAUCGUUUACAGUUAGUAGUACUAAUCGUAAUAAUUUGUCCGAGAAAACUUUCUCAACGUUAUCCUCUUCAACAACAUCAUAUAAUUCCUGUGAUGAAGCUAAAUGUAUAGCUAUUCUUACAGCCAAAGCAACUGUUUGGAAUCGAGCACUUUUACCAACCACUUCUACGUCAACAACUGCGACAUCUUCAUUGUCAACAUCUCAAAAAUCUCAUCUUUCUUAUUUUACUACGAAUAAUAAUAAUUGUAACAGAUUAUUCAAUGAGAAUGAAUACAACAUGAAUCCAUAUCAUUCUCUUAACUUUUCAAUUUCUAAAGAUACAAUGAUGAAUUAUCAUAAUAAUCUAUAUCCUUAUAAAUCAUAUUCUCAAACAAUUAAUAAUCAUAAUAACUUUAAUCCUCCAUUAAAACCAUUAAAAUUUUCUGCUAGAAAACAACCUCAUUUAACACUUCGACGUAUUGUACAAAUUGCUAAUGAAGAUGAUUGGCAAGAAGUUGCUUAUGGUAAUAGCUAUGCUUCUCAAACAUUAAUUCGACUAGCUAAAUCAUUUACGAAUAAUUAUCAACAACAACAAUCUAUUAGUGAAUUAAAUGAUCUCUCAUCUCAUUCAUCAUUAUCUUCACCAUUAUUGCCUAUAAUAAAGAGAACAAUAUCAGAAGAAUCAAUUAAUCAUUAUUCAAUUGAUCAUCAAGAUUGUUUCUUGGAACUAGAACAACCGAUGGAUAAUUAUUAA
Molecule: messenger RNA, 2145 nt
Organism: Schistosoma mattheei
Lineage: Eukaryota; Metazoa; Platyhelminthes; Trematoda; Strigeidida; Schistosomatidae
Source: the annotation of a GenBank genome assembly